Mesorhabditis belari is the source of this 516-nucleotide messenger RNA. Lineage: Eukaryota; Metazoa; Nematoda; Chromadorea; Rhabditida; Rhabditidae. The record is from the annotation of a GenBank genome assembly.
AUGACUUUGAAAUCUGUUUUCCUGUUGUUAGGAGUGAUCGGCUCAACGUUAGCAAUUAGUUGCUAUCGAGAAACAGCUCUACCAACGCUAACAAAGGGCGAUUCCACGGAAUGUGUGCCUGGAUGCGAAUUUUGUGUCACUCAUCGAAUCAUCAAAACCUCGGGCGUUCAGAUCGAACGGCACUGCGGUUGCGGUGACUCAAACACACUUCUUGGAUCGCUUGUCAACUGCAAGGGAGAGGGAGUUUUCCCCUAUCAACUAAUGGAUGCGACAAUCACUAAAACAUGUUGCCGAGGCGAUUUCUGCAACGGGGCUGAGAGCAGUGAAAGUGUGGCUACAGUAGUGGCCACUCAAACAACUACAACGACAACCCUUAAACCAAUUGAACUGAAAUCUCUCCCACCAAUCCCAAUCAUUGUUCCCACUGUGAUCACCAUUCAACCCGUUCUUCCCGAUUCGUCAGUCACUCUGUCAACAAUUCUCCCCAUUGUCAUUGCUUUUAUUACUUUGUUUUAC